AUGUCUGCUAAACGGGUGUCAGAAUGGCGAAAGUUACCUGUGAGCCUUUCAGAGCUUUGCAUUGAUACGACCCUGAGGUGUGGUCAGUCAUUUCGAUGGCGCAAAGUGAGUGAUGAGUGGACAUGCACUCUUCAUGGUCGAAUAUUGUCCUUGAAACAAGACCCGGCCUAUCUCCAUUACAAAGUCACCUGGCCUGAUGUUCGUGAGGCUCUGCCAACGCCUCCGUCUUCUGGCGCCCUGGACCAACUCAAACAAGACGACACUGAAGAACUGCUUCGUCGCUAUUUUAGUUUAACCCUAGAUUUGGGCGCACUCUACGAACAAUGGUCAUCAGCAGACCCCAACUUCCAGAAGAAGGCCCCAGAAUUCAAGGGCGUCCGGAUCCUAAGUCAAGACGCAUGGGAAGCUCUGAUAUGCUUCAUAUGCAGCAGCAAUAACAACAUAAGCCGGAUUUCCCAAAUGGUUCACAAAUUAUGCAAUCACUAUGGACCACUCAUUGGCGACAUUGACGGAGAAGCAAUGCACGACUUCCCAACUCCCGAAGCCCUUACUGGCAAAAAUGUCGAAUCUCAUCUACGAGAGCUGGGCUUCGGGUAUCGCGCCAAAUAUAUCGCCGAUACCGCUCGCGUAGUUGCCCUGGAAAAGCCAACUUUCUGGCUAGAAUCUCUACGAAACCCCCGACACCUGGGGCCCAAAGUGUCAUCGACCGCAAGCGCUGGCAACUCAACAUACAAAGAGGCACACGAAGAAUUACUGGCAUUGACCGGAGUCGGACCAAAAGUGGCAGACUGCGUGUGUCUCAUGGGAUUAGGCUGGGGUGAAUCAGUUCCGGUCGAUACACACGUGUGGCAAAUUGCGCAAAGAGACUAUAAAUUUGGCAAAUCAAAGUCAAAGACAUUUAACAAGGCAAUGUAUGACGCGGUAGGCAACCACUUUCGGAGCAUAUGGGGCGAUUAUGCAGGGUGGGCACAUUCGGUGUUGUUUACGGCUGAUCUUAGAGAAUUUUCGGAUCGCAAAGUCCAAGUGGAUGACCAAGUCAGAGUGAAAGCUGAGGUGGAGGAAGAAGACAUCACACUAAGCAGAUCCAGAAAGAGGAGACCGGUGGUCGAAGUAAAAGUAAAGAUAGAGGCAAAGAGUGAAGAUGCGGGAGAUUCCAGGACCGUGGCGACCACAACAACGUAUAAGCGUAGAAGGACUAGGGGCAGUUCGUAG
This is a messenger RNA of Pochonia chlamydosporia 170, 1212 nucleotides long. Its product is annotated as N-glycosylase/DNA lyase. Gene Ontology annotation, molecular function: 8-oxo-7,8-dihydroguanine DNA N-glycosylase activity; damaged DNA binding. The coding region runs from base 1 to 1212 and encodes 403 amino acids. The transcript is spliced from 3 exons. NCBI's taxonomy places the organism in Eukaryota, Fungi, Ascomycota, Sordariomycetes, Hypocreales, Clavicipitaceae. Gene Ontology annotation, biological process: base-excision repair; base-excision repair, AP site formation; nucleotide-excision repair. The record is from RefSeq and is a predicted model, not a curated record. Gene Ontology annotation, cellular component: nucleus.